AUGGAACGAGGGUUUAUUUUCUCUCUAUUAGCCGUUUUUUCCGUCAUAUCCCUUUCAAUUUACAUCACCACCCACCAUCACAAUCACAAUAACCGCCACCCUUUUCUUCCUUCUCCUUCUCCUCCGACUUCCCUCAUUUCCAAGUCCGACGACAGAAUCUGGCCUAAAUUGGAGUUGAAUUGGAGAAUUGUGAUGGCAACGAUAAUAGGGUUCUUGGGUUCUGCAUUCGGAACAGUUGGUGGUGUUGGUGGUGGCGGCAUUUUUGUUCCCAUGCUUACUCUGAUCGUUGGAUUUGAUACCAAGUCUGCUGCUGCUCUUUCUAAGUGUAUGAUAAUGGGGGCAUCAACAUCAUCAGUUUGGUAUAACCUAAGAGUACCACAUCCAUGCAGAGAAGUACCAAUUCUAGAUUAUGAUUUAGCACUCUUAUUUCAGCCUAUGCUCAUGCUUGGAAUCACUCUUGGUGUUGCUCUUAGUGUUGUUUUCCCCUAUUGGCUCAUCACUGUUCUUACCAUACUCCUAUUCUCAGGGACAUCUUCAAGGUCUUUCUUAAAAGCUAUAGAUAUGUGGAAGGAAGAGACAAUAAUGAAGAAAGAAAUGGAAAGACCACGAGAGCCAACUGUAAAUUCUCGUGGUGAAUUGCUUAUUGACACAUACGAGCCACUGAUUCCUAAAGAAGAGAAAACGCCAAUGCAAAUUUUUCUGUUCAAUUUACGUUGGGAGAAGCUAAUGGUCCUGAUAGUCGUAUGGGCUGCUUUUCUUGCUCUUCAGAUCAUUAAGAAUGACUUAGUAGCAUGCAGUACAUCAUAUUGGGUAGUCACCAUAAUACAGUUCCCUGUAGCAUUAGCAGUAUUCGGAUACGAAUGUGUUAAGUUGUACAAAGAAAGCAAGAAGCGUAAAAGCAUGGGGAAUCCUGAAUCAGUGUGUGAGGCUGCAAUCGAUUGGACUGGGCCCCACCUUACGUUUUGUGCAUUUUGUGGAAUUUUGGGUGGCACGGUUGGUGGGCUUUUGGGGUCCGGUGGUGGCUUCAUUCUUGGCCCUCUUUUACUUGAGAUCGGUGUCAUGCCACAGGUUGCAAGUGCAACAGCGACAUUUGUGAUGAUGUUCUCAUCAUCAUUAUCUGUAGUUGAGUUUUACCUUCUCGAAAGAUUCCCAAUUCCUCAUGCCUUGUAUCUUAUGGCAGUAUCUAUAACAGCUGGCUUCUGGGGUCAGUUUUUCAUCAGAAAGCUUGUUGCAGUACUAAAACGAGCUUCAAUUAUCGUCUUCAUUCUUUCAGCUGUCAUCUUCACCAGUGCUCUUACAAUGGGGGUUAUUGGCAUUGAUAGAAGUAUCAGGAUGAUCCAUAAUCAUGAAUUCAUGGGAUUUCUUGAGUUUUGUAGCAGUCAAUAG
Molecule: messenger RNA, 1386 nt
Organism: Lactuca virosa
Lineage: Eukaryota; Viridiplantae; Streptophyta; Magnoliopsida; Asterales; Asteraceae
Source: the annotation of a GenBank genome assembly